CUGGGUGUUUAUUCUGUAUCUAUUUUACGUGCUAUGCCUCGGCAGUGAUUGCACUUGCUGUGUGUACAUACGCAGGAAGCUGGCUUCUCUAUCCCCUAUGUAAAUAAUAUGUAAUUAAUAUUUAUGGGUGCUUUGUUCCUGUGUAGUUGAAAUAAUGUCUUCCCCCCUCCCCCCCCAAUUUUACCUAGAGGAGCAGUUCCUUUUUAUAUCCACAGGCCUUUAUAGUUAAAAAAUAAAUCUCCAUCUGGACAGGCAUGAAAAGGUAAGUCAUCUCCUGAAUGUGUUUGUGCAUAAAAAUCGAUAUUUUAAUAAUUCUGGAGAGCAUGUCUGAAGACAUACAAUAGCAUUUUGAUGAUCAUGGAAUGUUUAUAAACAUUAAUCAAGAAUUGAUUAGUUCCUGGUUUCACAUUGGGUUGUAAGGACAGCUUAUCUUGUAUAACUACAGAACGCUGAGGAGUUUUAGGAAGCUCUAAGCCCCUGUCGAAUAUUUUUGCCCACAUUUUUACUGUGCAUUAUCAGUGAUCUGCUUAUUCUGAACUGUGUAUGUAGGGCACUGGCAGGGUUACACAUACAAUUGUAUCAUUUUAACUAGGGAUCGACGAUAUUGAUUUAUUUAUUUUUUGUUAGAGCUGAUAUUCUGUACCUUUACCAUUUUGAAAAAAUAAACUAUUUCUAAAGGUAAAUGCACAAAAUAUACAUGCCACAUGUAGUAGAUGCAGUGUGUUUAGACAGGAGCUGUGUGUGUUUGUGUAGUGCAUGCAGUGUGUAUUUGUGUAGUGUGUAUUUAAUACAGUGUGUUUGUGUAGUGUGUAUGUAUAGUGAAUGCAGAGUGUGUGUGUGUGUGUAUGUAUAGUGAAUGUGGUGUGUGUCUAGUGUGUGCAAAGUGAAGUAUUUUUGUGUAGUGCGUGUAUAUAAUGAAUGCAGAGUGUGAUUGUGUAGUGUGUGUGUGUGUGUAUAUAUAAUGAAUGCAGAGUGUGUUUGUGUAGGUAUGUAAUGUGUGUAAAAUGCUUCUUAUUUGGCCAGGGAUAUGGCAUUCCCUAGUGGUCCGGUGGCAUGGACUGUGAAGUGAGGGCCCGCAGCAAGCUCUUACUUACCUUCCCAGCAGCUCCCUUCAGCUACUCUGUCCAACUCUCUCAGCCAGCGUGCCGUGCGGAGCAUUGCCAUGGUAACCCGUGGCAACGCUCUGAUGGCCGUGGGAUUUGCAAGAUUUAGACAGGCGAUCUGAAGGGAGCUGCUGGGAAGGUAAGCAGGAGCUUGCUGCGGGGCCCUCCAGGACCGCCGGGCUUGUAAUGGGCCCGGUGGUCCUGGUAUGUAUUAUCGGCAAUAUCUGUAUCUCUAUAGGCUGACUGCGCUAUUGCCGAUAAUACAGAAUAUUGGCCAGACCGAUAAUCGGUUGAUCCCUAAUUUUAGUACUUGUACUAAGUACUUGUUUAAGUUUGAAGUUAACCUUUUUUGAUGUUAAGGUAACACUCCAAGCACCAAAACCACUACAGACAAAGAGUUUUGUAACGGUUUGAUAGAUUACCUGAAGUCUUCUGGGCAGCACGGUUUAACUGCUUUUUUCACGCAGGUCCUAUGGCACUCUUGUCACAUGCCUCUUGUGGUUACUGCAGGGCUUGGAAUCUAGGGAGCCAGCUAAAAGUUUUUCAGAGAAAAGGCAGUGUUGCCUAAUAACGCCUCUAGUAACAGUCACUCAGAUGGCCACUAGAGAUGCUUCUUAGUCCAGUACUGCACAGUGUGCAGCAACUACGUUUUGCGUCUUCAUGCUUUGCAUGGAGAUUUUGAAUGUUCUACGUAGAGCUGCUGGGCAUGUGCAAUAACCUCCCAAUGCUUUCCUAUGGGAAAACAUUUAAUUGGCCAAGAUAAUAAAGAUUGAUGCACUCAGCCAUGGAGGUGGAGCCAGCCACGGUGAGACCGGCACAGCGUGGGAAAACAGGUGAGUAAAAACACCUUUCCCAUGCUAUCAGAGGGGAGCCAUCACCUAAACACACAGACACUGACUGAAAAACAUACAGAUACUACUUAAAGGGACAGAGUGCAGUUCCACACCCUACCAAAAAUACAGAUGCGCACAUUCUCACAGACACACAUUGUCUCACACACUCACAAAUUAUUACUCAUUUUAAUUCAAUAUUAGUUCAGCCAGCCUCCCUACCUUUGGGAGAACUAGAAUGGAUCCUUUUCUUGGGGUCCAGUGUGGGUGCUGAAAGCUCUUCUUGCUCUGCUCCUUCGCAUGCUGUUUAAUGAUGCCGGGGCCGGAGUGAUGGCAUAUCCUGGCACCUGGCAUCACAGAAGGGUGCACGACGGAGCAAAACAAAAAUAGCCAGAUUACAGAUCCCUUUCCGCACGACUCCACUCUUGCUUAGCCAGCCGCCUCCACGGUCCCUCAAUUAACCUGCUCCACUCUCCCUAGCCACUGGUGAACGGACUGACAAAUACCAGGCACCAGGACGAGCUCUGGGUUACAGUGUUAGGAUUGUUACUUUAAAUAUUUCCCUCUCCACGUUUGUCUCGCCGCAGCUGCUCCACCUCCCUAGGUGAGAUCAUCAAGACUGAUGAACUCAAUCACUCGAAUGCUUCCACACAAGGAAGCAUUAGGAGGCUAAUGCGCAGCAAAUUGAUUGAGAACAGAGUUUGACUCCGUUUUCGGAGAGGAAUCGUUUAUAGUGGUUGUCUUAGACGUGUGUUUUAAUCCUGUAAUGGAAACACUGCAGUUUCUACAAAAUUGUAUGUGUUUACAUUGCAGGUUUAAAACUAAAGGGCCACUGACUAUGACCACUUCAUUGAGAUUAAAUGCUCUGGGUGUCUUUGAUGGUCUUUAAAUAACUAAAAAAUAUAGACAUCUUGAAACCAUUACACAGUCAUGUUUAUGACUAGAGAUGUCGCGAACCGUUCGCGAACUACCCGCGAACGGCUCGCCACGGUUCGCCACAAACCGUUCGCGGCGAGCUCCGGUCAGCUGACACAUCCCGGCCAAUCUCCAGCAGACCCUCCCUCCCAGACCCUCCCACCUCCUAGACAGCAUCCAUGCUGAAGCUGCCUUCAACCUGGAUGCUGUCCAGGAGGUGGGAGGGUCUGCUGGAGAUUGGCCGGGAUGUGUCAGCUGACCGGAGCUAACCGCGAAUGGUUCGUGGCGAGCCGUUCGCGGGAAGUUCGCGAACGGUUCGCGACAUCUCUACUUAUGACAUUUUUUUACUGUUCCAAUAUCAUCUGCAAUGCCUGACUUUGUAGAAUUAACUUCACGUGCAAUCCUGUAUGUACUCCUCUAUGUUAAGUUGCCUUAAUAUUUUGUACUUUAUCCCAUCUUUCAUCAUUUCUUUCAAUCUUUUUCUAAGAAAAAAAACAAACUACCGGUGUAUAUACAUUUUUUAUAUACAUACAAAUAAAGAGACACUAUUUGCACUUUAACAACUUCAUUUUAUUGAAGUUGAUAUAGUGCCUGCAGUCAUGCCCUUCUCAACUACCCCCCAAAACCCUGUAUUACACAAAUUGAGGGCUUGAAAGCACGGCUUCAAUCCACGCCUCAAAACCUUCUGGUUAUGAGAGGCGGGAAUCUUACAUAUUGUGACGUCUGUCGGCUACAGAGAAUCAUUGUAUUCAGGGGUUCUCUAUGGCAGAAUCUUAGGCACUUCAUGCCGUAGGGGAAGGGACCUAAAUGACAGAUGGCAUCAGGGCCAUAGUGUUAGGAAUACAGAUAUGUAUUCCUAAUGCUAUAGUGUUCCUUUAAGUGUAAGUAUGUAAUUUUAAUGUAAUAAUUUAAUUACUCUGAAAUAUCACACUUCACUGAUCUGAUAUCAGGGCAGAACCAAUGAAAGAGAAGAGGGAGUUAAUUCAGUGGAAACUGUGUGGUCCUGUAUUGGCUAUGCUUAGCUGCAGCAAGACAUCCAUCCUCUCCUGCGAGGUUGGAAUGUACUUUCUUUUUUUUUUUUGACAAUCUUUAUUUUCAGUAGUUUGUUAAGCAAGGGUACAGAAAGGAAGAGAGGGAGAACAGUCAGAUCUAUGUUAAGCAUACUUUCAUACACCCAGGACAUGUUUUACAAUAGUGGAUAGGCAUCUUGUGAGAGUUCAGCUAAGGAGGGCAAAUACAAUUAUAGGGCUAUGGUGCCACAAUCCGCACUUCGCUAGUGUCAGGUACCUUUGGUAGCGUGUCCCUCUCUCGUUUUUGUGGCUCUGCGGCGCUAAUGAUCAGGGUUCUAUGGGUCAGGUGUUGGUCUCUGCAAUGGUUAUGCAUGCCGUAGCCCGGGCUACGUCGUGAGAGGUUGUGGACCGCACAGCGUCUAGUCUUCCCGGGUGCGGGCCGUAUGUCACCCCGUCUGUGGGGGGUCCCUUCUGCUGGUUAUCAUCGGGUUAGUCCUGGCUGUGGCGUCUAUGUGUGUCUAUGCCUAGAUCGUAUGGUACGGUCGGUGGGAAUGUACUUUCUAAUUAGGCUUGCUAUAUGAUAAGAGGUAAUUUUAUCUUUUAAGAGUCACUCAAGUGUGUAGGAGGUUGAACAAUGCAAGUAAAAAUUAGUUUUUACCUUGAAAACAGAAUUUAUUUAGCUAUUAAAUGCAAGUGUGCAAGUUCUCAUAAGUGUGAUACUAUCUUAAGACCCUCUUCCUUUUGUCUUUUUAGUGUUUUAUAGGUCUUCUCACUGGACAACAAUGAGUGGUAAAUCUCUGCUCCUCAAGGUUAUACUCCUUGGUGAUGGGGGUGUUGGGAAAAGCUCACUUAUGAAUCGUUAUGUCACGAACAAGUUUGACUCUCAGGCUUUUCACACCAUUGGUGUUGAGUUUCUCAACAGAGACCUGGAAGUAGAUGGUCGACUGGUAACCCUACAAAUCUGGGACACUGCUGGUCAGGAACGCUUCAAGAGUCUACGUACUCCCUUCUACAGGGGAGCUGAUUGCUGCUUGCUGACUUUUAGUGUUGAUGACCGGCAGAGUUUUGAGAAUCUGGCAAGCUGGAGGAAAGAAUUUAUUUUUUAUGCAGAUGUCAAGGAGCCUGACCGCUUCCCCUUUGUUGUUCUUGGAAAUAAGUUAGACAAGAGUGAGAGGGUUGUAAGUACCAUAGAAGCACAAACCUGGUGCAAUGAAAACGGAGGGUUUCCUUACCUGGAGACAAGUGCUAAGGAUGACACAAAUGUGAAUUGUGCAUUUGAAGAGGCUGUGAGACAGGCAUUGGCUGUAGAAGAACAAGUAGAACAUUCAAUACUUGGCCGCACGGUUGACCUACACAGCAACAACAGCACAAGUUCAUCCUGUUGUUAAGUUUGGAGAAAGAAGUUUGGGUGUUCAGAGUAUUAAGGCUGUAGGUGCUGUUAUUGGCCACCGUAGGCAAGGCACGAAAUAUAUUCCGAAGGAAAGCUGGUAAUCACAGUUUUAACGUGCCAACACCAAAGCAAAAAUGCGAUUAUUACAGACAUAUUACUUGCGGUACAUAUAAAUCAAGUGCAAAUAUCAUCUCACAAAAUUAGCUUUAAGUAAGAGUGUGCAAAGUUUUUCACCAACGUGUGUGGAAAAAAAAAAAGGGGGAAGUUGUCAAGAAUUGUCCGCCUCUAACUGAAAUUCUUACAACGCUUUGAGCAGUUUAACAUGAGAUAAUUAAGUUGAUGUAUUUUGCUGCCUUCGUAACAUUGUUUGGAAAGUAGGUAUAUAUCUGAAAUAUAUACCUUCAGAGAAAAGAGCUAAUUUAUUAUAAAGCUAAUCUGUGGAUGUAUUAACCAUAUUUGUCUCAAAAAUCUCUUCUAGUUACUUACCUAGUCAGUAUUAAAUUAUGUUAUAAAUUAAUCAUGUUCUAUGUAAUCGGUACAUAUGUAACCUUUUUAUAAGGAAGUAAACUCCUUAUAUAUGGUUAAGGACCAAACAUGCUGUCUAUUGUUUUUCAAUCACAAAACUGUAAACAUGAUUAACUUCUGUUUUGCUGUAAAGACUAAACUGCUGUAUAAACAUUGAAAACUGAAGAAAAUGCAAAUUUGUCCCCAAACACCUUCUUUUGAAUGUUUUCGUGUCACUCAUUAGUUUUUCUUUAGUAACAUUAUUGGAUUAAUGUUUCAUUAAAGGAACAAGCACCAUAGCCACAACAGUUCGUUAAAGUGCUUAGGGUGUCAGAGUUCUGGUACUCUUAAACCUUUUUAGCAUGGUGUGACACUUCAGGUUGCGCUUGGUGCGCAUGUUGGUUCUGGUGUUCUUAGAACUCAAAAGUCUGACGUCUGUUCUAUUCAAGAACAAAUUAAACUUAUUUAUUGACUGAGUGUCCUCAAAAGACACUCAGCCAAUCAGUGAAAGUCUACAUAGGCAUCUGGAUUUUCCUGCUCAUGAAGACUGGAAGCAGCACAGGCUGCCAGGUAAAUAUCAAACUGCUUUUGAUGCAUUAUGUUUGGACAGUGCAAGGCGGUACUCCUGGCACCAUAACCAUGUAGCAUACAUUAAUACAGCUCAUUGAGAAGUCUGUGAUUGGACAGCCACAUAGUCUGUGCUAGGGAAGAAAGGGAGAGCUUGCAGCAGAUGCAUAGUUGCAUAGACUGAAAAGAGACAUGCGUCUAUCUAGUACAGCCUUUCUCACAUCUGUUUUUGCUGUCUAUCCAAAAGAAGGCAAACCUCCCCCUCCCCCCCCCCACAUAUUUGAAGCACUUUCCAAUUGUGCAAAAAAAUCCUUCUCAACCUCAGAAUGGCAUUCAGAUUUCUCCUAGGAUCAAGAAGCUAUAACCCCAUAUAUUAAAACUUAUAUCCCUGAAUAUUAUGUUUUUGCAUUCAGUUGCUGUUUAAAUAUCUGUCCAGACUGUGAUAAAACCAUCUCUUACGGUAGAGAAUUCCACAUCCUUAUUGUUUUUAUUGUUAAAAAAAAAAAAAAAAUUCCUUUCCCUUAGACUAAAUCUUCUUUCUUCUAGUCUAAGUGUGUGACCUUAUGUCCUAUGUAUAGUCCUAUUAGCAAAAUUAUACAAGGCAGGUACACAUCUGAAAUAUAAAAUAAAAUGUAUAGUCAUGUUUAUGAAUCAUUUCCAGACAUAAUGGUUUGUAUUGCCCCCAAAUGUAUUUGUAUAAUGCUAUCAUAUCCCCAUUGAGGUGCCGUUGUUUUAAAAAAAAAAAAAACUAAACAAUUUAAAUUUGUUAACCAUUCCUCAAAGCUAAAAUGUUCAAUUUCUUUUAUUUUUCUAGCUUGUCUGAACUUUUUCUAGUGCCAUAAUAUCCUUCUUUAGAACAGGUGCCCAAAGUUACACAUCAUAUUCAAGGUGUAGUCUUUCCAUUCAUUUAUAAAGAAGCAAAAUUAUAUUUUUUUCCUGAGAAUGAAUGCCCCUGUUUAUACUUGGUAAUACCUUAAUUGCCAAUGCAACUGAUGAUUGACAUUGCACCUUGUUGCCUAAUUUGUUGUCUAUAACAAUUCCCAAAUCCUUCUUAUGUGUUGUUUUCUUUAAUUCACUACUGUUUAAGGUGUAAGUUGCUUGUGCAUUUUUUAUCUUGAAGUGCAUAAUUUUGUAUUUACAUUAAAUUUCAUCUGCCAUUUGAGUGCCCAGUCCCCCCAGUCUAAAUCCCUCUGCAGCGAAGUAGUAUCCUGCUCACAUUGUAUUGCUUUACAGAGUAACACUGAAACAUGACUUUUAAUGCCUAUUUCAAGAUCAUUAAUAAAUGUUAAACAGUAGUGGUCCUAGAACAGAACCCUGAGGGACACCACAUACCACUUUUGUUCCAAAUUGAAAAUUUUCCAUUAAUGACAACUUUGCAUAAUAAUCUUAUUAUUCUAAUUGCACAAUAGUCAUAACGGGAUGAUUCUGUUUUAUAAUGUUCCUUAAUUGAGUAUAUUGGUAUAACGUAAAAAUGUCCAAAUCCAGAACACCGUAUUAAAGGAAAUGUACUGACACUAACAGAACACAUUUACUACAGAGUGGUAUCACUCACAAGCCUGGAGUCAUAAUCUCAAAUGACUCGAAUGGUUAGCGCCUGUGGACCUUUUAUAGGAUGUUCAAAUCCUUCUUCU
Molecule: messenger RNA, 7950 nt
Organism: Pelobates cultripes (western spadefoot toad)
Lineage: Eukaryota; Metazoa; Chordata; Amphibia; Anura; Pelobatidae
Source: the annotation of a GenBank genome assembly